AUGGCAUUAGUUUCUUUGGCUGUCAUAUUACCCUACUGUCAUACAUUGAGUUUAGAGUCCAUUAAAACCUCCACAUCCUUUUCAGGUUGCCCCUUCUUAGGUACUUCAGUGACCCUCCAUUCCUGGAAGAAUUAUCAUAUUGGUGUGGGACUUGGUGCAGAUGCCCAGUUGGCUAAAGCCUGCUUACUCAAGGUUUGCUAUCUAGAACCCUUCUGGAAUAUAAGAUUUCGGAGGACAAUAUUUGGCACUGCCUUGAUUUCUGCUCUGAUUUCUCAGAUACAAGUGGAAAGCUGGACAUACCAUUACAGUGAUCAGAAAGCAUAUUCAUGGAAUGCUUCUCGAAAAUUUUGUAAGGCUUUUUAUACAGACUUAGUGGCCAUUCAGAACCAAAAUGAAAUUGCAUACCUCAAUAAUUAUUUGCCCUACUACCCUCAUUAUUACUGGAUUGGGAUCCGGAAAAUAAAUAAUAUUUGGACCUGGGUGGGGACCAACCGGACCCUCACCAAAGAGGCUGAGAACUGGGCAGAAAAUGAACCCAACAACAAGAGGAAUGACCAGGACUGUGUGGAGAUCUACAUCAAGAGUCCUUCUUCUCCUGGGAAGUGGAACGAUGAGCCGUGCAUGAAAAGAAAAAGGGCAUUGUGCUACAAGGCCUCCUGUAAACCUUUAUCCUGCAACCAACAUGGAGAGUGUAUUGAAACUAUUGGGAACUACACCUGCUCCUGCUUCCCAGGAUUUUAUGGACAGGAAUGUGAAUACGUUAUACAAUGUAAAGAACUUGACUACUUCCCUAGCAAUAUGCUCAUGACCUGCAACCAUCCUCUGGGAAAGUUCUCCUACCAAUCCAAAUGUAAUUUCUACUGCAUGGAAGGAUAUAGACUGAAUGGGGCUGACCUACUGCAGUGUUCAUCUUCUGGGGAAUGGUCAGAUGAGGUCCCAGAGUGCUCAGUCAUUGGGUGCCCAGCCCUGAAGAGUCCUGAACGGGGGAAGAUGAUCUGCCCUUAUUCUUCAAUGGAAAACUAUCGCCAGUCCAGAUGUAGUUUCAGUUGUGAAGAGGGAUUUACACUAAAAGGGGUAGAAGUGAUUUGGUGUACAGUAUUUGGAGUCUGGACAGCCCCAGUGCCACGUUGUGAAGCUGUCCAGUGCCCCAACCUGAAUGCCCCUGAUGGAGGUGUGAUGAACUGCAUACACUCACAUGCUCCCUUUGCAUAUGAGUCCACCUGCGAAUUCUCUUGUCAACCCACUUAUAGGAUGAGUGGUCUAGAGACACUCCAGUGCUUGGCAUCUGGCCAGUGGACAUCACCAGCGCCAACCUGUCAUGCCAUCACGUGUGAUCCUCUGGAGGCUCCUGCCCACGGAAGCUUUAAUUGCUCCUCGUCUCCGACACAAUUUCAGCUCAACUCCCAAUGUUCAUUCCAGUGUGACAAGGGGUUCGUGCUAAAGGGAGCAAAGAUCGCCGAGUGUGACCUGUCUGGAGUCUGGACAGAGUCAGUCCCAGUUUGCCAAGCUAAACAAUGCCAAGAUUUGAAGCCUCCCAUCAGAGGACAUUUGAGCUGCUCUCACCCUUUUGGAGACUUCACGUACCAAUCAUCCUGUACCUUAACAUGUGAUGAAGGAUUUGUCCCAAGUGAGUUAGAAGAGCUGCAUUGUUUGGAUACUGGAGAGUGGACCUCUCUACCACCACUAUGUGAAGCUAUUACAUGCAAACCUUUACUGGCACCACAACAAGGAACAAUGACCUGUGACCAUCCUUUUGAAAAUUACAGCUAUGAAUCAACUUGCCAUUUUAGCUGUAAUGAAGGAUUUUCUUUAGUGGGACCAGAUAAAGUGAAAUGUGCUACUUCUGGACACUGGACAGCUCAUACACCAACAUGUCAAGCAAUCAAAUGUCCACCAUUAGUUGCCCCACAUCAGGGGGCAUUCCAUUGCUCGGGGGAAAAUGGAAAUAUGAGUUAUAAUUCUACUUGUGACUUUUCCUGCAAAAGGGGUCUUAUGAUAAUAGGACCCCAUCUACUCAAAUGUACAGCUUCAGGAUCCUGGACCUCACUCGCUCCAUCUUGUAAAGCCAUCAGGUGCCCAGUAUUAGAUGACCCAAGGUGGGGGAACAUGGAGUGUUCCUACAUCCAGAGAGAUUCCAGGGAUAGCACUAUCUGCCAUUUUACCUGUGAUGAAGGCUUUGUACUGAAAGGACCUGACAGUGUGCAAUGCUUACCUUCUGGUAAUUGGACAGCGCCUCCUCCAACUUGUGAAGUUGUCAAAUGCCCAGAACUGAUUCUUCCUAAAUCAAUGCUGAUGAAUUGCUCUCACCCUUGGGGGAACUUCAGUUACGAGUCCACAUGCAUCUUCUAUUGCCCCACAGAUCAAAUGUUAAAUGGCUCCCCAGAAAUAAAGUGCCAAGCAGAAGGCGAUUGGUCAAAAAAGAUGCCAAGCUGCCAAGGGAACCCCUUGUCCAUCCAGGAAGCACUGACUUACUUUGGAGGAGCAGUUGCAUCUGUAACAAGUCUUGUGAUAGGUGGUUCAAUCCUGGUUAUUCUAAGGAAACGAUUCAGACAAAAAGAUGAUGGAAAAAGACCCCUGAAUCCUCAAAGCCUUAUGGGAACACCUGGAGUUUUCACCAAUGUGGCUUUUGACUCAAUUCAUUAAGCCGUAGCCAGGACCGGAAGUUUCCAAAGAAGCUGUGAAGAAUUUUUCCCCCCACUCCAGGCAUUACCAUUUGAAAUAUCAGUGCUGUCCAAUAGGAUUGGGAACUGGGAACGGUUGGAAAAAUCAGACCUCAGUAGCCACCAUAUGUUGGAGUGAGAAAAAAUGAAAGAGUUAAGGAAUCAUCUUUAGAAGGAAAGAGGAAGUUCCAGCCUUGGAGACACAGCUUGCACACAUAACACUCUUCUGUCUCCACUGGAUCCUACUUAGGAGAGCCUUCUCUGAUAUCUGAUGUUGAGACCUCUAGGUGGUGCCAGAUGAUGAAAGAAGAUAAAGAAUCGACAAAAUCCAUAAAGUUGGCCAAUUCUUCACUAACAUUUCCAUCUCCUUUUCUCCGUGCCUGACCCACCAAGGAUCAAAAUUCAAAUACCACAUUAAAAAGAAAAAAGAUUCUACAAAUCCUA
Molecule: messenger RNA, 3104 nt
Organism: Gracilinanus agilis (Agile Gracile Mouse Opossum)
Lineage: Eukaryota; Metazoa; Chordata; Mammalia; Didelphimorphia; Didelphidae
Gene: SELP
Product: selectin P
Exons: 18
Coding region: 1-2643 (880 amino acids)
Biological process (GO): heterophilic cell-cell adhesion; response to cytokine; leukocyte tethering or rolling
Cellular component (GO): external side of plasma membrane; membrane
Molecular function (GO): sialic acid binding; oligosaccharide binding
Source: RefSeq, a predicted model, not a curated record